Megachile rotundata (alfalfa leafcutting bee) is the source of this 1502-nucleotide messenger RNA. RefSeq names its product progestin and adipoQ receptor family member 4-like. The record is from RefSeq and is a predicted model, not a curated record. NCBI's taxonomy places the organism in Eukaryota, Metazoa, Arthropoda, Insecta, Hymenoptera, Megachilidae.
UUUCUGAGAGGACCAACUUUAGACAUGUGUGUAUUCUUACAUGUUGUUUGGCCAUGUGUAGUCACAUCGUUCUAAAAUAGACACUAGACUAUUAUGUGCUACAUUAUCACACACUGAAUUCCUACACGUUAGGUUUUAUAAGUUUGAUUUCUACACGUUACAUUUCUACAUGUGGAGUUAGAUGUCCACAUAAGAGAAUGAUCUAAAAUAAACCAGGUCCACUCUGACUCUCAGUUACGCCAAUGAAGUUCCUGUCACUGUGAAUUCUUAUAAUCUCUGAAACAGUCGCGUGUUUUAUAGGCGAUGCACGCACGAUCUCCCUGGGAGAGAAGAUUAUGUUUCGCACCUCCUUUUUUGAUGAGGAUGUCGGUGAUGAUCCUGCGGUGUUUCGGUAUAGGUGGAGGGUCUCCGAACGCUUUGCUUCACAUUGUGUUACAGGAUCUAAUAGCCGUGGUGGGAGCAACCAUUGGUGCCAUGCGUAUUCCUGAAAAAUGGAUUCCAGGCAAAUUAGAUUUGGCGUUGAAUUCUCACAAUUUGAUGCACGUGUUGGUCGUUCUGGCUGUGUGUUCGAUGCAUGCGGCGACUCUUCAAGAUCUUGCUUGGAUGUCGGAUCCGUCUGCGUGUAACGAAACGAGCUCCGUCGAGUUGAUGCACGAUGAACUGUGAUUGAAUAUUGUUCUUUGAAGUCUGUGAUAAAUUGAGCCUACGAGAAUCGGCGGUUAUUUAUGUAGAUACUAGCUGACCAGGGAACGCUCCGCGGAGCGGAUAAAUCUUCGAGUACAACUGUACAGAAAUGAGAUAUAUAUAACAAAAUUUUGUGCCAUAGCGGAAUCUCGCUGUACCAAUGAGUUCUACCAUAAAUUUGGAAAUUAGAAAAUUUGUGUUCAAAUGUAAGUGGGAGCCGUAUAGCGAGACUGCACUGUAUUAUAAAGAAACGCAUGUAAUACGUGGAACAGUUCCGAGUACAACUAUCAGUACAAACACGAUUUUAUCAUAUCCAUACAAGAAACUGGAUGAACCAAUGUGAAUGUACUUUAAGUAUCAGUUGAAUUCUAGAGGGAUAAAAUGAUUGAAACGAAAUAAGCACAUCAAAAAUACGUUUAUUAUAAUGAUUAUAAGAAUUCAAUACCCACAGUAAAGUACAAGACAUGUUCCCGGACAUUCGUACCUUUGAUUCGAGAUACAUUGCUAUCAUUUUUAACAAAUAAAACUGUUCCAAAAUAUCAGUUAAAAUUCAGUUAGUUCCACGAGUGAUGGUACAUAAACGGCCCAUGUACAUCUGAAAGUUAUAGGCAUAGUCAGGGCUUGUUCUCCGCCAUUCAAUAGGUUUCGUAAUUAAAAAAUGAAGAAUACAUAUAUAUGUAUGUGUGUAUUUAGUUAAUGUAUCUUAAGUUUCUUCCAUAUACUUUGACUGAAUGUACACGUUUCCAAAUAAGAUUCUAUAUGAAACUAAUGAACAGAGCCGCAAGAAAUAUAACAUAAUAAAUAUAUUUUAACUGAAA